Molecule: messenger RNA, 276 nt
Organism: Staurois parvus
Lineage: Eukaryota; Metazoa; Chordata; Amphibia; Anura; Ranidae
Source: the annotation of a GenBank genome assembly
AGUCAGACAGGCCAGGUCAGCAACGUGCGGGCAGCGAGGGUACCAGAGGAGCAGGCAGAGAAUGGUCAGUGUCACAAGCCGGGUUCAGUAACUCAUGGGCAGCGCGUUACAGAGGAUCAGGCAGAAGGAUGGUCAGGCAAGCCAGGGGUUAAACAGGAGAUGGUUAGCCGGGUCAGGAACAAUGAUGGUUAGCCGGUUACUGAACCCGGUCGGCAACAGAAGAUUCACAGAUUACCAGGUACAGGGGAUCAUGGGAAACAAACACCAAGGCCCUGA